AUGGACCGUGCCCAUCGUUUGGGUCAAACUAAACAAGUCACCGUAUAUAGACUGAUUACAAAAGGUACAAUAGAAGAGAGAAUUCUCCAACGCGCAAAGCAGAAAGAUGAGAUUCAAAAAGUUGUCAUAUCCGGUGGCGAAUUCAAGCAGGUUGACUUCAAACCACGUGAGAUUGUGUCGCUCCUUCUUGAAGAUGACGAGCUAGAAACAAAACUGAAAGAACAACAAUCUAAGCGAAGAGCCGAGGAAGAAGAAAGUAAGAAAAAAGGACGCGGUAAUAAACGCAGAAAAAAGGAAGCACCAGCAACAGGAUCUUCGGGAUCCUCAUAUAAGUCCCUUGAAGAACUUUGGCAUGAGGGUGAACCACAAAUGGUCGAAACUGAAGGAAGUGGGGUCACAACACCUUCGAGUUCGGUUGGUGGAACAAAAAAGAAGCGUACAUCUAAAGCAGGAGGCGCAAAAGCACCUGCUAAACCCAGGGCAAAAAAGGCAAACGUAUCUCGCGCGUCAAAAUCAACUAAAUCGAAGUCAAGUAAUUCGGAAACCAUGGAUACCGAAACUCUAUAA
Messenger RNA from Acaulospora colombiana, 567 nucleotides. NCBI's taxonomy places the organism in Eukaryota, Fungi, Glomeromycota, Glomeromycetes, Diversisporales, Acaulosporaceae. The record is from the annotation of a GenBank genome assembly.